This is a messenger RNA of Cladocopium goreaui, 482 nucleotides long. Lineage: Eukaryota; Dinophyceae; Suessiales; Symbiodiniaceae. The record is from the annotation of a GenBank genome assembly.
CAGACGCUGUUGGUGCAAUGGAUGGGACAGCCAAAUCUGACGACGUUGGGCCGAGCGCAGUGGAGGUGCUCCGCAUUGCUGCUUCACCGCAUGGGCCAUGUUCCUUAAGUGCUCCGCUGGGUCUGGAAAUUGAGUUUCGGACAUCGUUGGAUGUAGCACAUGCAGAAUGGCAACUUCGGUUUAUUGCAGAUUUGGUUCACCACCAGCGCCCCAUCGACCUUGAACUGGAGAGCCAGGAAAGCAAGGUCAUUACCAGUGGCAAUACUGGCGAUCCUUCUCCCUGCUCCUAUCAUGUCGAACUGAAAACAGUGGGCCUGCAAAAGCUGUUGGCUUUACCCGAAUCAGCGCUUGAGAGCCUGGGUAUUUUGGAAGUCAGACUCGUGACAAAGGACACUGAGCUUGCCUCCAUCCGUCUUGUGACAGAUGUGAGGUGGAGUAGCAAUGAAUGGCAACGCGGCGUGCUUGAUCCUUUUAGAUAGAAA